UCAAAAUGAAUCUAGACAGGGGAAACGGCUACCACUUCCACAAUGUCAAACUUCGUGACACGUGUUUUUAUUUUUGUACUUAAUUUAAGGUUAGGUCUACAAUCACACUUUAAAAAUAUACGUUUUAGAAAUAGGCGGGGUUUCUGACUUUGUGGCUAUGGUAACUAGUGAGUCGCUAAAGCGUGAUGAGCCAACCCGGAUAACGCUGUGCCAAUUAUGGGACUUCCGAUUACGGCCGGUUGUGACAUUUACACAACCCUGGUCAGUUGUGACGCCUCUAGCGCUGCAGUGCCUUAGCUGCGGAGUCGGUGAUUUCCGAGAUUCCAGUUGUUUUGAACGCGAUAUUAGCUGCCUGCAGACGAUUGUGCCUGACUAGAAAUACAGGAACUUUGCAGAGAUGAUCAACAGCCUGUUCUUGAUCAACCCUUCGGGGGAGAUCUUCCUGGAGAAGCACUGGAAAAGUGUGGUCAGUCGGUCGGUGUGUGACUACUUCCUGGAAGCCAAAGAGAAGGCUCUGGAACCUGAGGACGUUCCACCUGUCAUACACACCCCUCAUCACUACCUCAUCAGCAUCUACAGGGACAAGCUGUUCUUCCUCUCUGUCAUCCAGACUGAGGUUCCUCCGCUGUUUGUCAUUGAGUUCCUGCACCGCGUCGCAGAGAUGAUCCAGGACUACUUUGGGGAGUGUUCGGAGACAGUAGUCAAGGACAACAUGGUGAUGGUGUAUGAGCUGUUGGAAGAGAUGCUUGACAACGGGUUUCCCCUGGCAACCGAAUCUAACGUCCUCAAAGAGAUGAUCAGACCACCCACCAUCCUCAGAUCUGUUGUCAACACACUGACAGGGACCAGUAACGUUGGAGACACGUUGCCAACUGGUCAGCUGUCGACCAUCCCGUGGAGGCGGGCCGGAGUGAAGUACACCAAUAAUGAAGCUUACUUUGACGUGGUGGAGGAGAUUGACGCUAUCAUGGACCAAUCAGGUACAACAGUGUUUGCCGAGAUCCAGGGCGUGGUCGAGGCGUGUGUCAAGCUGUCUGGUAUGCCCGACCUCACACUCUCCUUCAUGAAUCCUCGUCUCCUUGACGAUGUGAGUUUCCACCCAUGUGUUCGCUAUAAACUCUGGGAAUCUGAGCGCGUCCUCUCCUUCAUUCCCCCUGAUGGGAACUUCACCCUAAUGACCUAUCACGUCAAUGCACAGAAUCUUGUAGCCAUCCCAGUGUAUGUGAAGCAGAGCAUCAGUUUCUUUGAGUGUGGUUCUGAUGGCCAUCUGGACGUGACCGUUGGACCGAAGCAGACCAUGGGGAAGACGGUCGAAGGGGUGAUGGUCACGGUCCACUUGCCCAAAACUAUCCUCAGCAUCAAUCUGACUGCCACACAGGGCAGUUACACAUAUGACAAUGGUACAAAGUUGUUGGUGUGGGACAUUGGAAAGUUGAACCCACAGAAGCUUCCUAACUUGCGAGGUAGUCUGAGUCUGCAGGCUGGAGCCCCCAAACCAGAGGAGAACCCCAGUCUGAACAUCGACCUGAAGAUACAGCAACUUGCAAUAUCAGGACUGAAGGUGAACAGGCUGGAUAUGUUUGGUGAGAAGUACAAGCCUUUUAAAGGGGUUAAAUACAUCACCAAGGCUGGGAAGUUCCAGGUGCGGACUUGAAGAGUGAAACCUAAAGGUCAUAGGUCAACUAGCCAACGUGCCUAAUGCUCUGGGUCAAAGGUCAACUCUUAGACACGCUGGCUGUCAAAUAUUAUGCUCUCUAUUUGUAGUUCAGAGCCAUGAUCGGUCCAUUAUGACAAAUGUCUGAAACUUGUAAAAAGAUUCACGUCACAGCAGACUGUUGUGGCUCUGCAACAGCAAACUGAAUUGAGCUUUUACAUGCCCAGUGUCAACCCUCCUACCUUAUGCCUUUUAUACCCCGAUACUCCUUCUAUAUUAGGGACAGAGCCUGUAUUAAAUAACUUUGUUGUUUAUUUAAAUGUUUAUUAUUUGGAUGGAAUGGAGUUGUUGGUCUGCGAAGGGAAUUGAUUUGGACAAUCAACCUAUUAUUUCUCCUGUAUCUGGAAUUAAAUAACCUCUACGGAAUCUCACUGUGUUCCGGCAGAGCCCACCUCUCGCUCUCUGUCUCUCUUGCUCACUCAUCUCCCCUCUUUCUAUCUUCUAUUUCUCUGCUUUAGCAGGUAAAGAUUUAAUAUCUAGUUUUAUAUAAAGCAUAUUUUUUGACCAUUUUAUGACUAAUAACCCUCUAAUGCUGAGUAACUGCAACCAUGAGUGGAAUCUCAUUUGGUCAUACAUGGUGUUAAUUAAUAUACAGGCUAACAAUUACUGCAAGUAUUAAUAAAUAUACAUAAAGUCACUACUGCAUUUUAUUUGCCGUUCUCACCAGGGCCUUUUCGUUGUCCUAAUGUUAUUUUGCCUACAACCUUCCCACAACCUUUUGGGAAUGGUGCAGGGUAGUUGCAUGGCUUUGGAACAUUGUCAGCACAGUUAAAGAACUUGACAAAAAAACA
This is a messenger RNA of Oncorhynchus keta (chum salmon), 2505 nucleotides long. RefSeq names its product AP-3 complex subunit mu-1-like. The transcript is spliced from 10 exons. Gene Ontology annotation, biological process: intracellular protein transport; endocytosis. The record is from RefSeq and is a predicted model, not a curated record. Bases 398 to 1654 code for a protein of 418 amino acids. Lineage: Eukaryota; Metazoa; Chordata; Actinopteri; Salmoniformes; Salmonidae. Gene Ontology annotation, cellular component: clathrin adaptor complex; cytoplasmic vesicle.